AUGGCAGACGAAGCCAAAGACAUCGAGAAGCUCUACGAGUACGGCGAAAAGCUCAACGAAGCCAAAGACAAGGGCCAGCAUGUUGAGGAUUAUGAGAAUAUAAUUAAGGCGUCGACAAGCACGAGCAUUAAAGCUAGGCAAUUAGCUGCGCAGCUCAUUCCCAGAUUCUUCAAGUUUUUUCCAGGUCUUUCUGUGAAUGCAGUCGAUGCUCAUCUCGAUUUGUGCGAAGCUGAAGAGCUUGGGAUUCGGGUGCAAGCGAUCCGUGGACUUCCUCUAUUUUGCAAGGAUACACCUGAGCAUCUUUCAAAAAUUGUAGACAUUCUUGCACAACUCCUUACAGCUGAAGAAAAUGUGGAGCGUGAUGCAGUGCAUAAAGCCCUUUUGUCCUUACUAAGGCAGGAUGUGGAAGCUUCAUUGACAGCCCUAUUUAAGCACAUUGAGAGUGUUGAUGAGCCGAUCACGGAUGAAAACCUUCGUGAGAGGACUCUGAUCUUCAUCAGAGAUAAGGUAUUUCCUCUCAAAGCUGAGCUCUUGAAGCCUCAGGAGCAAAUGGAAAGGCAUAUAACUGAUUUGGUCAAAAAAAGUUUGCAAGAUGUGACGGGGGCUGAAUUUAAAAUGUUUAUGGAUUUCUUAAAAAGUCUGAAGAUAUUUGGAGAGAAAGCUCCACCAGAGCGUGUGCAAGAACUUAUUGAAAUCAUUGAAGGUCAAGCUGAUUUAGAUGCACAGUUCGAUGUUUCAGACGGAGAUCACAUUGAUAGAUUGAUAUCAUGCCUUUACAUGGCACUUCCAAUUUUUAUGCAAGGUGCAUCAAAUAGCAAGUUCCUCAACUAUUUGAACAAGAAUAUUUUUCCUGUUUUUGAUAAGCUGCCUGAAGAACGCAAGGUAGACCUGCUGAAAAAUCUUGCAGAAAGUUCACCUUACAUAGCUCCGCAGGAUUCAAGACAGAUUCUUCCCACUGUUGUUCAGCUCUUAAAGAAAUACAUGCCUCUAAGGAAAGCUGGAGAAGAGAUGAACUUCACUUAUGUUGAGUGCUUGUUGUACACAUUUCACCAUUUAGCUCACAAGACUCCAAAUGCCACUAAUAGCGUAUGUGGUUACAAGAUAGUGACUGGCCAACCAUCAGAUAGGCUUGGGGAGGACUUCUCAGAAAAUUACAAAGAGUUCACAGAAAGGUUGAGUUGUGUUGAAGAGCUAGCUAGAGCUACCAUUAAGAAAUUAACUCAGGGAAUGGCUGAGCACAACAAAGCAACGGCUACUACUAAAUCUGAUGAGGCAAAGGCUAGCAUUAAGACGCAAAAGCAGAAUACUACAACUGGGUUGCGAACCUGCAAUAACAUUUUGGCAAUGACACAGCCGCUACAUUUGAAAUCUCCUUCUUUUAUUGGGGAUAAGAGAAUCAAUCUAUCUUGGAAAGAAGCAGCAAAACCUUCUGCACCUUCAACUGCCACAACAACUGGAGGGAAACGUCCUGCUAAUGGUUCUGCCAAUAAUGCAUCAAAAAGGGGUCGUGGAGGUGGUGGUAUGCAAAACCAGCUUGUUAACAGGGCAUUUGAAGGUUUAUCUUAUGAAGGGAGUAGUAGUGCAAGAGGAAGAGGAAGAGGACGAGGCAAAGGCAGAGGCAGAGGUAGGGGGUGGGGUGGACGUGGUAGAGGAAGGGGCUAUCAAUAG
This is a messenger RNA of Ilex paraguariensis (yerba mate), 1668 nucleotides long. The record is from the annotation of a GenBank genome assembly. Lineage: Eukaryota; Viridiplantae; Streptophyta; Magnoliopsida; Aquifoliales; Aquifoliaceae.